Molecule: messenger RNA, 1000 nt
Organism: Exserohilum turcica Et28A
Lineage: Eukaryota; Fungi; Ascomycota; Dothideomycetes; Pleosporales; Pleosporaceae
Exons: 1
Coding region: 18-854 (278 amino acids)
Biological process (GO): RNA polymerase II preinitiation complex assembly; DNA-templated transcription initiation
Cellular component (GO): SAGA complex; transcription factor TFIID complex
Molecular function (GO): transcription coactivator activity; protein heterodimerization activity; RNA polymerase II general transcription initiation factor activity
Source: RefSeq, a predicted model, not a curated record
GUCACAUUACAGGCAACAUGGCUUCGCCAGCCGCAGAAAACGUGCCGAAUGGCAUUUCCACGCCGCCAGCGACUGCGAACGCACCCACUCUCAGCCCCCCCACGCAGCCACAAGCAGCAUCGCAACCGUCACAACCAUCCAACGGCGCGCCGUCGAAUCCCCCGGGCAGCAUGAGCGCAGCCUUUCCGUCGACCUCACUGCAGGACAGUGGGGCAAGCAAGCGCCCCCGCGAUGCGCGCCUCAUCCAUCUUAUCCUGGCCAACAUGGGCGUACACGCCUACACGGAGCGCGUGCCCCUGCAACUCCUCGACUUUGCCUAUCGGUACACUUCGUCGAUCCUGUCUGAUGCGCUGUCUUACGAGCCCCCGCUGCCCACAACAUCCGCUUCCAAGAAACGCAGCGGCGCAAAUGCCGACGGUGGAGAAGACGGCGUCUCGCUGAAUGCGCUGCGCACGGCGGUCGGGGCGCGCGCCGCCAGCACCUUUCAAGGCACGCUCGGCAAGGACUUCAUGAGCGAGGUUGCGCUCGAGCGCAAUCGCAUUGCACUGCCGCGCGUGGACCGCGAGUUUGGGAUCCGGUUGCCACCUGAGCGGUACUGCUUUACCGGGGUGGGGUGGGGCGUCAAGGGCGCGUGGGAGGAAGACAUUGAAGAGAGCAAUGAGGAUGUGGAUAUGGAUGAUGAUGUAGGAGCGAGCGCUGCAGGCUUUGGAGGGCCCGUCGGCGGUGUCAAUGGAAAUGCAAACACAGCAGGCGGGGAGGGAGGGGAUACGACCAUGGGGGGCAUGGAAGACGAGGACCAGGACGACGAUGAAUUCGAAGAGGCCAUGGGUCUCAAUCAGGGCAACAAUGGCUAAUCUACCUCUUCCAACGACGAGUGGGGGAUGAUGGGAUGAGCAGCCACAGCAGUGGCAGCGGGGGAAACUGCGAAGACAGGCGUUGGUGGUUAUGUAGCAUUUCACGGCGUUGAGAGAGAUAUGCUUAGUCCGUAUUUAUAUACCAG